Brassica rapa (field mustard) is the source of this 7303-nucleotide messenger RNA. Its product is annotated as protein NRT1/ PTR FAMILY 5.2-like. The record is from RefSeq and is a predicted model, not a curated record. Gene Ontology annotation, cellular component: membrane. Lineage: Eukaryota; Viridiplantae; Streptophyta; Magnoliopsida; Brassicales; Brassicaceae. Gene Ontology annotation, biological process: transmembrane transport. Gene Ontology annotation, molecular function: transmembrane transporter activity.
UUUUAUAUAAAAAGUUAAUUUGAUAAUUUUUUAAAAAAAUUGGGCUAUACUAUAUAAUUUCAAAAUUAGUUACUAAAUAUAUAAAAUAUGGUAUAUAUUAAAUAUGAUAAGCAGUCAAAUGAUAAUUACAUAAUGAUAAUAUAUUUAUCUUUUCCUAGAGAUGUUAAUGUUUAGAUGUAUAUUAUUUUUGUUAGGAGAAUAUUAUAUAUGAGUAAUUUUAGGAUGUUUAGUUAAAUUUCUGAUGAAAUGGUCUAACAUAGAUUUGUGUAUGGUAGAUAAAAAAUAGAACUCUAUUUUAAUAGAGUAGAAGAUUUCUCUCUCCAAAGUGUUCGCUUAAUUGAUUAUUAUUAUGCGUUAACCUUAACGGCUUCAUAUAAUCUAGGUCUCUUAAAUAUUUUUAAAAAGGAAAUUAAUACCGCCGCAUACUUCACAUUUUGGUUGCAAAAAAAGAAAUUAAUACUACCACAUGAGUCUUGGAGCUUUUCAGUGGUUACAAGAUAAAGUAAAAAGUGGUACCGUAUCUUAUCUUUACCUCAUUAAGAAAAUAUAUGGAACAUAUUUGAGGUCAUCAACAUGACAACAUCCCAUUAAAUUAUUUUGUUUCUGUUUUCUUUUGUAAGAAAACCCGAUAUGAAGUAACUUUUUUUUUGAUAUAAAGUAACUUUUACGUUCAAAUUUGAAAAUAUGUGCUUGGCCAAACUUCCAUACUCUAAAUUAUUAAAUUGUCUUUACCUCUCAAAAUCUCAGUUUGUAAUAUGUACGUGAAAGUUGUUUUUUUUUUACAUUAAAUGAUAUAGCUAUUUAGCAUAAAAAUUACUAAGUGAAACAAUCUAUUUUUUUCAAUUCAAAUUUUUCCUACUUUGAAGUGCACUCUCUCAUGCAUUAUUAAAAUGUUCCUCGUAUUAAUUAAUGUUAUGUUAUAAAAAAGUGUACGAGGCAUUUGAGAGGAUGGCAUAUUACGGGAUAUCGAGCAACCUAGUGAUUUACAUGACAACCAAAUUGCACCAAGGCACGGUCAAGUCGUCGAAUAAUGUGACCAACUGGGUUGGGACAGUUUAUCUGACUCCCAUCUUGGGUGCUUAUGUCGCGGACGCUCAUCUUGGUCGCUACCGCACUUUCGUCAUCUCUUCUACUAUCUAUUUUUUGGUACGUAUAUUUUCUUUUCUCUAACCAUUACGAAACAAAGAUACUAGCUUAGAAGAUACAUAAAAUAUUAAACUACUUGGUCUAUAUGCACGGGAAAAUCAAUAUCUUUCUCAUUAGUCAUUAUGAAUCAGGAAGGCUAAAUGAUUCGGUAACCCUCCCAGCCCUGAACUAACCGGUUUAAUCAUUUAUCAAUUUCAGGGGAUGUUGGUGUUAACGUUAUCAGUAUCCAUACCGGGACUCAAACCACCUGAAUGUUCUAUGGCUAAUGCUGAAGACUGCGAAAAGGCUUCUGUUCUACAGUUAGCGGUUUUCUUUGGAGCAUUAUACACAUUAGCCAUUGGUACAGGCGGUACAAAAGCGAACAUUUCUACCAUAGGAGCCGAUCAGUUUGACGAGACCGACCCAAAGGAGAAGAUUCAGAAAAUGUCAUUCUUCAAUUGGUGGAUGUUUAGCAUCUUCUUUGGCACUCUCUUCGCCAAUACAGUUCUUGUAUAUGUUCAAGAUAACGUGGGCUGGGGCUGGGGUUAUGGGAUUCCAACUUUGGGACUUGCUAUUUCCAUCUUUGUUUUCUUAUUGGGCACUCCUUUUUACCGCCAUAAACUCCCCACGGGAAGCCCUUUCAUAAAGAUGACUCGAGUCAUUGUGGCUUCAUUUCGCAAAGCCAAUGCCCCAAUGGCACGCGACCACACACAAUUGCACGAGCUGCCUUCAAUGGAAUAUGAGCGGAAAGGCACCUUUCCGAUUCAGUCCACUAAGAGUCUAAGAUUCUUAGACAGAGCUUCACUCAAAACAGGAACAACAGAUCAGUGGAAUCUUUGUACAAUCACAGAAGUCGAAGAAACAAAACAAAUGCUAAAUAUGUUACCUGCCAUGUUUGCAACUUUUGUCCCAAGCGCAAUGGUCGCUCAAGUCAACACUUUGUUUGUCAAACAAGGAACCACUCUAAACGCAAGGAUCGCCGGAAACUUCAGCAUCCCUCCAGCGAGUCUCUCCGCCUUUGUCACAGUCUCAAUUCUCGUCUCCAUUGUCUUAUAUGAUCGAGUCUUUGUCAAGAUAACUCGAAAAUUCACCGGGAAUCCAAGAGGCAUUACUUUGCUUCAACGAAUGGGAAUUGGUAUUGUCUUCCACAUCCUCCUUAUGACAGUCGCAUGUUUCACCGAAAGGUAUAGACUCAAAGUUGCUGCUGAUCAUGGACUCAUCAACCAAAAGGGGGUAAAACUACCAUUGACAAUCUUCGUUUUGCUUCCUCAAUUCGUGUUAAUGGGCGUGGCUGAUGCUUUCUUAGAAGUUGCAAAGCUAGAAUUUUUCUAUGAUCAAGCUCCUGAGAGCAUGAAAAGUCUAGGGACAUCGUAUUCGUUAACGAGUUUAGGGAUGGGGAAUUUCUUGAGCAGUUUCUUGUUGUCGACGGUAUCCAAUAUAACGAAGGAACGAGGAAGAGGAUGGAUUUUGAACAAUCUUAAUGAGUCUAUGUUGGAUUAUUAUUACUUGUUCUUUGCGCUUCUUAAUUUUUUUAACUUCGUCUCCUUCUUGGUUGUGAUUAAGUUUUAUGUCUAUAGAGCUGAGGUAAUUCAUUCACUGGAUGUGAAUGAAGAGGAAGUGAAGGUGAUGGUGUCGAGGAGUAAGGAAUGAAUAACCUAAAUAUAUUGUUUUCCUUAAAGGUAUUCUGUAUUUUUAAUCUGUGAAUUUCUCCAUGGAUUUUUACUUCAAAUGCCUCGUACAUUAAUCACAUGAAUAUUCCAUAUAUUGGUUUACCCUUAAUUACAUAAUCACUGUGAUUUUAUUUUUUUGGGGCGGAAAUAUAUAUUAAGAAAACAAUUAUAUACUCUUAAAAAUUAUAAAUAUAUUACUAGAUUGAGAUCCGCAUGUUGCACGGAAUGAACAUGUUUUUCUUUAGUUUCGAAACAAUCACUCGGUUUCAUAACAAAUAUUCUAAAUAAAUACAAUUGAAUAAUAAAUAUGAUAAAUUGUGUAUAAUUUGUUAAUGUAAAACAUAUAACACAUUCCAGUGCUUAUUAUUGCAUAUACACAAAUGUCCGAGAAGAUUUUAAUAGCGCUGGAUCAUCUUUUGUUUGCAAAAUUAUGGCCCUUUUUAGAAAAUAUUAAAAUUGGGCUGUAUCAGUUAUGUAAAGCGCAAAGUAUGUGUACUGGCAUAUUUUUGUUUAGAUCUAACUGAAGUUUUAGUAACUGUCGGUAACAAAAAAAAUUCCUAAUCUAAAAAUGGAUCAAAAUGGCAAACUAAAUCUUUCUUAAGAGUCGCAUGAAUCUUAUCACCCUGCAGUGCCGUGCGAAGAGAUUUAGGGCCCAAGGCAAAUUUUAAAAAUAAAUUUAUUUACAACUAAAAUGAAAACCAUUUUACAAUAUAAUAUAUCACUUUCACCAAAUACACAAGUUUAACACUGUAAAAAAAUAAGUUUAUGCUAUAUUAUGUCAUAUAGAAAAAAAACACAUGUAUUCAGAAGUUUAGUUAGUCUACUAUGUGAAAAGGGUUUUUAAAAAAAUAAGUUUAAAUCACUAGAUUAGAAACUAUUUUAAAUUUUGGGGCCCUAAAAAGUUCAUAUUAAUCGAGGGCCUAAGGCGAAUGCCUUUUUCAAUACACUGUAGGCACACCUCUGUCACCCUGUGAUAAAAGUUUGUGAAAUAUUAAUAUUAGAUACCCAAAUUAAGCAAAUAAUACAAAUAAAAACAGUAUUAACCAUGGUAUAAGCAACAAUUGAAUGAAACUUACAUUGUUAUCGACUAAGACCAUCUCGAUACUCUCUCCACCAGUUGCAGAAUAUUGUUUCCAUAAACGAAUGUUGUUAUGAUGUGUAUAUAUGUGAUAGUAUAAAUAAGAGAGGUAGAGCUGAUAAAGAAAAAGUCCACAUGUUGUUACUAUCGCAUGCGUCUUUAUGUGUAUGCGCAUCAAGGGCUACAACUGUCACAUUUGUGUGCAACUUGUUUAUCCCCUUAAUAGUUUUAUAUUCUUAAUUUUUCUGUUCCAACAAAUUUACCAUAACUAAAAACACGCGUAAAAACAAUAUCUAAGAUAUCCAAUGCUCUAAAAUAUGCCAUGUGCGGACACCUGUACGGUGUGUAUACGCUAUACAAUCCCGGCUCUCGGCCAUGGUAACAUGGGCAACCGCACUGGGUCCAUAAUUUCUCGAGUGUUAUUUUAAAAGCUCGUUUUAAUUUGUUCAAUUAUUAAAAAAUCCCAUAGUUUUAACUAAACCAAAUCUAAUAACAAAAAGACAAAACAACAAAAAUCUCUACACUACUUACUUUCUCCUAUCCUAGGGCCCACCUAAAGAUGAUGUAUUUACUAAAUAAUAAGAAUCCAUAUUUAUAUAUUUUUGCAACAACAAGGGCACAGUUUUUUUUUUUUAGUGUUGAAUUUAUACAAAAUUUAAAAGUAUGAUAAUCAAAGUUUCUUAAACCUUAAUUUGCAAAACAAAAUAAUGAGUUUAGCUAAUUUUAUAAAAAAAACUUUAACAUUCUUUUUAAUAAUUAUAUUAAACUAAUUAAUUAAAAGGUCUUUAAUUUUUUUUUGCCUAGGGUCCUUCAACAAGUUAAGCCAGUCCUGACGCUAUGCGGCUACUAAACGUACAAAAAAACAUCAUGUACGGCAUGUUAUACGGUUUGUUAAAAUUCAGGUGUAUAUUCAGCUUCCUAGUCCGCAUACUCCGCAUAUUGAUGCGUUUGUGUUUACUUAAAAGUUAUGAUGUUCAUCAUAUAGAGACUACACUACGUAGUGUAACUAAAGUUUUAAAAUAAAACUAGACCUUGACUCAUAAUUCACGUUCAAUUCAUCAUUUUCUCUAGCUACAAGAAAAAAAACUAGAGUAUGCUGCUCUCACUUGAUUUGCUUUAUAUUUCUUUAGAUUUUUAAAAUUAGACAUUGCUUUAUUUUGUUUAUAUUUAUAUUAUCAUUUUCACAUUAUAACUAUUUUGAUUCUUAAAUUCUAAAAUAUUAUUAAUUUUAUGUGUUUGUAUUUCUAGCAUAUAUACUAUUGAAAGCUCUUAUAUUAUUUUAGUAUACGUAAUAUCUGAUUCUGAUACUAGAUAUAACUUAUAAGUAUAUAUUUAUAUAUAUAUAUAACUUAUAAGUAUAUUUAUAUAGAAAACUAUUAAUAUUAUAUAGAUAGAUAUAAGUUUAUACAUUAAAGUAUAUAUCUGCGUAGGUUCGUUUAGGCGUCCGCGUAUACAGCUAGGCGCUAGGCACUACGUCACCAGACCGAGAGCGCAUAGCGUAUUUUAGAACACUGAAGAUAUCAUUAGGCAGUAGUUAAACGCUAAAUAACGAGUUAUUGAUUAAGCGGACGCAUAGAGCAAUUUUUUGAACUCCUUGACGGUUUUUAAAAAAUCUGUUAAAAAAUGAUUUCAUAUAGAUAUAAUUUUAUCGUCAACAAAAAUGGUUUUGCCGCUCAAACCAUUUUUAGAACAUUGCGCUGAAAGCGUUAAAAUAUUUUUUUUCCUCGUUUAUUCGACGAAAACAGUGAUAACAAGCAGUUAUAUAAACAAAUAUAACUCCCAAUACAUUUAAUAAUUAUGAUUCAUAAUGAGCAGGGAAAAAUUGGAAGAGGAUGCAGAAACUAUUAAAAUGUUUCAAAUUCAUCUGUCAUUUAUUUAGUAAGUUGCAAUAAAAUAAUCGAACUCAUAAAUCAAUACAAUUGCUUUGCAGAGCAAAGUUUUUUUUUCAUCUAAGGCUUUUUUAUUCAAUAUUGUCAUAACAUUUGAUAUGGUACAUCCCAUCAAAAAAGUCAAAACAAACUAUUGAGAAAACGUUAUAACUUGAUAGAAAUAUGGUCUGACAAUUAUGAUCACAAAAGAAAUCAAUGAUAAAAUCUAGAUCGAAUAUUGGUUGAUAAUUCAUUGAUAUCAAGCUGAUCUUGUUUCGCGCUUAUUAACAAUCGAAAUACGUUUCCGCGUCAUAAUGGGUUGCAGUCACUUGCGUUGCCUACACAAGAAAAGUUCUCUAAAUAAAGAUAUAUAUAUUUUUAGUUAAAGUUGUUCAGGAGGAAAUUCCUUCUGACAAAAUUUACUCUUGAACCCGUCCUACAAUCUGCGAUAACCAUUACAACAAAAGACAUAGCAAAACGAGUAUAUCUCCAAUUACAAAAGCUGGCAGAAAACAAAAAUAUCCUCGGAAACUUAGGGAGAAAUCCAGAAUAAAACCAUAAUAAUGUAUAAAAAACAAGAAAAUACUAUUAGAAAAGAAAUUUCAGCGCCGAUGCUCAAAAAGCCACCGGCGUAAGGUCACAAAAAAUCAUUUUUUCUCUCUCUUGCGGCUGAUCUAUUUUUCAUAUAAAGAAAAAAAUAAAAAACGGUGAAACCCGAAAACUUUUUCAGGAAGUAACUCAUCCUAAUACUAUUCUCGCUUAAGCACACUUAACUGCGGAAUUCUGAUAAGUUUCGUAAACAAUGUUUUCGAAACCUACUAUGUUAUGUAAAUUGUUUUAAAUAGGAUAAAAAUGUUAGUAUGAUCAAGUUUUAGAAAAAAAAAUUUUGUUGAAUGAAGGUUUAGUCCCAUCCAUUUGCUUCCAUUCACAACUUUAAUAGAUAGCAUCACAUAGAUAGUUUUAAUAUAUAUAUUGCCAGUUGUAUUUUUGUCUGACUAAUUGUAAGAGAGAAAAAAGGAGAAUAUUGAAUAUGGUUGGUAAUUUUAAAUUGGAUCAGAAAAAAUAUCUGGUUAGAGAAAACACAGAGCAUAUUACCAGUAUGCCUUACAGCGACUUUACUCUUUAACUUUUUUUGGAUACCUUUCUUUACCAUUUUUCCUUUUUUAUACUGCUUAGCAAGUGUUUGAAUCUAGAUCCUAAUCCACUUAACUUAAAACUAAUAUGUGCUAAUUUUAUAAAUGGUAUAAAGCUUUAUUCGAAAUUCGGAUUAAAAGGGCAAUAUGACGUACCUCUGCACUUAAAUCAUUAGCUUAUCUCUUAAUGUUCCUUUACCAUUAUUCUUUUUUUGGUCAAACCAAUAUCCCUUUUCAUUUCGUAUUUAUAUAAUUAUUUAAAAAUCUUUUAUCGCUUUGCAUCACUAGUGAAUGCUAACACUAUCGAAAAUUCGACAAAUUAAAACUAAGGAGUCCAUGCCAAAUAUGAAAGUCGAAGUAUAUCUUUGCUAUAUAUAUAUUAAACAAUGACAGAGUAGUUAAACAAUAACAAAAAAAAUCGUAAUAUAA